AUCUCGUGAUCAGUUGUGCAAUGCAGCUGCGUGUUUCUUAUUUUGAUGUGUGAUGAGGUUAUGUUAGUUGCAGGUGUUGCCCCACAUUCCCGACUGACAUUUUCAUUGUGUUCUGAAUUUUGGCGCAAGUUUCAACUCAGAAUUCGGUCUUUUGCUUCCGUAAUGUCAGAUGCAACUGCUUACAGAGGUGUAAUGGAAUCUUUGGUUGAUGAGCAGCUUUGCUGAAACAGGUGUGGAGCCAGAUUUGAAACACUGAGUUAAUUCUUCAUUAGGCAGCUGUUGGGGGAUAUCUGGAAUUUAGGUUUUAUUUGUCUGACUCGCUUACGAAGCAGAGUAGAUCGUAGGUUUACCAUGGGAGAACCAGUUGAAAAUACGAGAGAUACGCAUGUCGUGGUUCCUCCCCACAUUCCAGCUCAUCAGGAAGGCGGUGGAAGAGGCUUACGAGGGCGUUCGCUGUGGAGAUGGAGGCCCCUUUGGAGCAGUAGUAGUUAAAGACGACCAGAUAAUAGUGAGAUGUCACAACAUGGUUCUUAAGAACAUGGAUCCUACCGCUCAUGCGGAAGUAACGGCAGUUCGCGAGGCGUGUAAGAAGCUGGAAAGAUAUGAUCUUUCUGAUUGCGAGAUUUAUGCAUCUUGCGAACCCUGCCCCAUGUGUUUUGGCGCAAUUCACCUGUCCAAAAUGAAGAGAUUGGUAUAUGGAGCACAAGCAGAGGCAGCACUAGCCAUUGGCUUCGAUGACUUCAUAGCUGAUGCAAUUCGAGGUACAGCCCAGUAUCAAAAAGUCUACUUUGAAGUGAAGCGAGCAGAUGGUAGUGUGGCUGAAGCUGCGGAGCAAAUAUUUGAGAACACUAAAUCCAAGUUUACAAUGUAUUGAUAUCCACUGAGGGAGCUAAGUUGCUUUAGAGAGAUAGCGUCCUAGGCAUCAUUUCAUUUAGAAGGUAGAUGAAACUGAAUUGGUUUGAAUAGCGAGGCUAUUCGAUCCCAUCGAGACUUGGUUACAAUUUUCUUCUGCUGCACUCCAAGAACAGGUCAUUGGUAUCCAUUCUGAUCCCUACUUUUCUGGGAAUCUAUUGUGCACAUUGUCUGGCUUAAUGGAAUAGCCCAAUAUGAUGUAUUGUAGUUUUGGAUUUGUUUUUGAAGGC
Messenger RNA from Physcomitrium patens, 1142 nucleotides. RefSeq names its product guanosine deaminase. Lineage: Eukaryota; Viridiplantae; Streptophyta; Bryopsida; Funariales; Funariaceae. Gene Ontology annotation, molecular function: guanosine deaminase activity; zinc ion binding. Gene Ontology annotation, biological process: purine nucleoside catabolic process. The record is from RefSeq and is a predicted model, not a curated record.